Molecule: messenger RNA, 4056 nt
Organism: Colossoma macropomum (tambaqui)
Lineage: Eukaryota; Metazoa; Chordata; Actinopteri; Characiformes; Serrasalmidae
Product: zinc finger protein OZF-like
Exons: 3
Coding region: 189-1667 (492 amino acids)
Source: RefSeq, a predicted model, not a curated record
CCAAAACACAGCGAAGAAGUAAGAGAUGAUUUACUCCCCUCUGCUCAGCACAGAGAGACAGAGAAAAUACAGGUGUUCAAGAAAUGAGUGACUCACUCUUUAAGGUCCUCUCCUGCUCCACUUGCCAACAACUGCACAUGUGACAUAACAGGAGAUACCACUCACAUUAGGAGAUUCAAUGUAAGACCAUGGCCUCCAGAAGAAGCUCCAGUGCUCAGCAAACAUCCUCCGUCACUCGCCGCACUGACACACCUCCCGGACAAACGAAGAAAAGCGACGGAGAGGAGAGAGCUCACCCCUGCGCAGAGUGUGGGAGGAGCUUCACUCAACAGAGUCAUCUCCGAAUACACCAGCGCAUUCACACCGGAGAGAGACCGUUUACCUGCUCGGAGUGCAGCAAGAGCUUCACCCAGCAGGGUAACCUUCAGGUACACCAGCGCAUUCACAGAGGAGAGAAGCCGUUUCAGUGUUCGGAGUGUGGGAGGAGCUUCAGAGAGAGGGGAGCUCUCAAAACACACCAGCGCAUCCACACCGGAGAGAGACCGUAUCACUGCUCGCAGUGUGGGAAGAAGUUCAGCCAGCUGAGUAGCUUCCAACUCCACCAGCGCAUCCACACUGGAGAGAGGCCGUAUCAGUGCUCAGAGUGCGGGAAGAGCUUCACUCGGCAGAGUCAUCUGGAUGCACACCAGCCCGUCCACACAGGAGAGAAGUUAUACCACUGCUCAGAGUGCGGGAGGGGUUUCAACGUACGGAGCAAUUUCAGAAUACACCAGCGCAUCCACACCGGAGAGAGACCGUACGCCUGCUCGGAGUGCGGCAGGAGAUUCACUCUACUGACUCAUCUCCAACGGCACCAGCGCACCCACACCGGAGAGAGACCGUAUUCCUGCUCAGAGUGUGGGCGGAGCUUCACUUUGUUAGCUCAUCUCCAACAACACCAGCGCGUUCACACCGGAGAGAGACCGUAUCAGUGCUCAGAGUGUGGGCAGAGCUUCAACAUCUCAAGUCAUCUACAGACGCACCGGCGCAUCCACACUGGAGAGAAACCGUAUCCCUGCGCAGAGUGUGGAAAGGAAUUCAGAGAGAGAUGUAACCUCAGAAUACACCAGCGCAUCCACACCGGAGAAAAGCCGUAUCAGUGCUCCGAGUGCGGGAAGAGCUUCAAUCAGCGGAGCAGCCUCCAACGGCACGAGCGCGUUCACACCGGAGAGAGGCCGUACCGCUGCUCGGAGUGCGGGAACAGUUUCAACGAGCUGAAUCAUCUCCGACGACACCAGCGCAUCCACACAGGAGAGAAGCCGUAUUCCUGCUCCGAGUGCGGGAAGAGAUUUAACUUACUGAAUCAUCUCCAACGACACCAGCUCAUUCACAAAGGAGAGAAGCCGUAUUCCUGCUCCGAGUGCGGGAAGAGCUUCACUCAGCUGCCCCAUCUCCAGCGACACCAGCGCACCCACACCGGAGAGAAGCCGUAUCAGUGCUCACAGUGUGGGAAGAGCUUCAAUCUCCAGAGCCAUCUACAAACACACCAGUUCAUCCACACCGGAGAGAAGCCGUAUUACUGCUCCGAGUGCGCGAGGAGCUUCAGACACUGGAGCUCUUUACAAAGACACCUGUGCAUUCAGAGAGAGGAGGAAGCUCAGCACACCAGCUUCCCUCAUUUCCUCUGAGUUCUUCUGCAGAGUCUGCCUGGGACGGUGGGAUUUGAACGGUGCUUGUGAUUAAAUUUGUAUUGUCAAAGUCAAAGUUCACUUAUUUAUCACUUUUUACAACAGGCGUUGUCACAAAGCAGCAUUACAGAAAAAUCAGGGUCAGAGCCCCGAUUAGCGUCGCCAAUGACGACAGUGGCAAGAAAAACUCCUUAAGAGCAAGAGGAAGAACCUUCAGUGUGUCCCGUUUCAGGGGCUGCAUCCUUCGGAGGCUGCAUUUGAAGGCCAAUGGCGUCACAGCGGCGCGACUGGGCUGUCCCAUUUCAGAGGCUAUGUCCUACUUUUCUAUGGCAACGAAGGAUCCAUCAGGUGCAUCCCUGGCCAGCCAACAUAUCCCGAGGUUAACUGUGUGCCGGCAAGGAUUCGAGAACAUGGCGACAUCAACAGAGAAGCGAAUGGCGGCUGAAGGGCCACUUUUAUAUAUAAGUUUUGGGUUUAAACUUACAAAUGUAAAAAAAACAAAAACAAAAACAAUCUCAUCAGUAGCCGGCGGUGAAGCAUCCCCAACUCUAAUAAAUGAAAAAAUGAACAACUAAAAUCAAAGUUUUUGGCUCCAUCUUUAAAGAACUUUAAAAUAACUUGAUAAGAGCGGUGCUUUGCGGUGCACAGGUAAGGGCGGGAACAGCGGUGCUGUGACGCAAACAGGAUAUCAGCCGUAGAGCCGACCGUCUCAUUUCGGUUCAGCCUUCGCGGGUCUAAGUAGCCGUCGAAGGACACGCCUUCGUAGACCGCGUCCUACGAAGGAUCCAGCCCCUGAAUUGGGACACACUGCUAGAGAGGAAUCUCUAACUCAAAAGGACUCAAAAGGACUCAAAAGGGGAACCCAUCCUCCUCUGGACCACACCGGACAGCAAACAGUGUUAGUAUAAACUAUUAAAAUGGAAUGAAAUGGAACAGAAAUGGGAAAAACAGGUGAAACAGUGAUUAUAAUUAAAUAGUUUGAGUCUGUGCAGUAUCAGAAAUUUGUCUUCUCGGAAUUCUUUUCAUUUUUUAGGUGAACUGUCAUCAUUAACAUUUAUUUCUGUAUAUUUACAGACCUAAUAUUGAGAGAUCUUGUUACAUCAAUAAUAUUUAUGUAUUUAUAUUUCUUUACUGGCAAGUUUCAGCUCUGUGCAUUCUUAAGGGUACUUUAGUAAAGGCAAUGGUUCUAUAAAGAACCGUGAACAGAGAACCUUUUGCAUGAUUAUUAAAUGGUUCUCUGCUUGGUGAAAUAGUUCUUCAGAUUGAUUGAGAAUGUGUUGUACGUGGAUCUAUAUAGCACCAAAAUGUUUAUAUAUAUAUAUAUAUAUAGAUAGAUAGAUAGAUAGAUAGCUACAUAGAACCAUGCGUAACACAUUCUCCAUCAAUCUGAAGAACCACUUCACCAUGCAAAGAACGUUUUAAUCGUGUAAAUGGCUCUAUAUAGAACUCAUGGUUCUAAAUAAAACCAUUGCCUUUUCUGAAGACUCCUUGAAGAACCGUCUUUUGAAAGAGUGUAUUGUCAGUUCCGUGUGAUGUAAGACUUCACUAUGGAAUGGAACGUCCUUCUAAAGUCUUAGUCAGGGUGCUCAGUCCUGAUCCUGGAGACCCUACACUCUUAAAGCGUUUUAUAUAGCACUGAAAACGGCUUUUUUGGACGUAUAACAACAGUGGGGUUCUUUGAGUGUUUAUGGUUCUAUAUAGAACCAUUGUCUUUACUAGAGAACCCUUGAAGUGUGUGUGUAUUUAUCUGUCUGUGGAUCUGUGGUGUAUUUUGAUUGUGUGAUUGUGGGUUUCUGGACUUUGGACCUAUAAAGUUGCCUUGGCCAAUCAGUGGCCACCAUGUUUAGUUGUCGAAUCACCACCGAUAGGUAACUAGAAAAGUGCAUUUCUUGAACAAAAUGCAGAGUGACUGCAGAGUGAACUUAAGCUAGGUGGUUGCUAUGGUUCCCCGCAUGGUUACUAGAAUGUUGCUAAUGGACUUGUAUCAACAUGACACAAGUUGGGCGCACAAACGUUUGCACCCCUUUUAUUCCAAAUGGGAAAAAAUGUAAUUUAACGGUAAUUAUAUGAAAACGAAACAUCCGAUCGGAAAGCUGUGUACAAGCGGUGUCGAUAUCUCAAAAACUGCAGGCCAAGUUACAAAAAUCUGGCAGAAGAAGAAGAAGGAGAAGAAGACACUAAUCACUAAUAACACUAAUAACCACUAAUAAACAUUAAUAAUCACUUAAAACAUGCAAAUCUGUGCCUGUUUUUCCAGAAUCACUUUAUUUGGCCAAGUGUGUUAGACAUAUCACAGCUGUUAGAACAAAACCUCGUAUGCCUGAUGUCCUUUAAAUUGUAUGCAAUUUUCAUGAUGAAUGGACCAAAAGAAACGGCCCAAAAUGACUUG